AUGUAUCUACAUACAUAUACGCAGAUUCUAUCUAUCUAUCUAUCUAUCUAUCUAUCUAUCUAUCUAUCUAUCUAUCUAUCUAUCUAUCAACUUAUCCAAUAUCCUUCAAUAAUUCUCUCCUUAAUUUAUUUUUGUUUUUUAUCUUCUUCACUGAAACCCUGCCCUGACUCUUUUGGCACUCCCUCCCUCACAUCAUAUCUUUCUCCUCCCCACCAAGCUUCGUCACAUCAGAUCCCCGCCACAUCCAACUUCGCUUUAGACCCAUCCCCCCACCACUACAUAACUUCUUUCCACUCACCUCCUUCUAACCCUCUCAACUCACAAAGCCUGGGAAUGAAGACCAUCCGGGCUGCCUUUCUCUUUCCACGAGGAUGGAAACUACCAAAUAUGGCAAUAGAAAUGUUCGUUCUGACUGUGACGACUGUCGUCACCACCACCACUACCAACACUACCACCACCACCACCACCACCACCGCCGCCGCCGCUGCUCUGGUUUUACUCUCUCUCCAUCUAUCUAUCUAUCUAUCUAUCUAUCUAUCUAUCUAUCUAUCUAUCUAUUUGUCUUUGUCCCUUUCUGUGUGUAUCUAUUUCUCUCUCUCUCUCUCUGUAGUCUUUUACAGUUUUGGAGUCUUCCCUUUUUUCUUUCCGAUUCCUUCGUUGUAUUCUUUUCUUUCUGAGACAAUUUUACUUCCGAACCUUCUUUCUGGACAUUAUUUCAAAUUCCAGACCCCCCCUUCAAAUUCUCACACUUCUUAUCUUUCCAUUAUAUUUAUCUCCUUUCAAAACACCCUAAUUCUAAAUUAUGAUUCUAUCUAUCUAUCUAUCUAUCUAUCUAUCUAUCUAUCUAUCUAUCUAUCUGUCGAGAGAGAUAGAGAGAAAGAGAUUUACUAA
Molecule: messenger RNA, 891 nt
Organism: Acanthosepion pharaonis
Lineage: Eukaryota; Metazoa; Mollusca; Cephalopoda; Sepiida; Sepiidae
Source: the annotation of a GenBank genome assembly